Pomacea canaliculata is the source of this 2072-nucleotide messenger RNA. RefSeq names its product solute carrier family 22 member 8-like. Gene Ontology annotation, biological process: transmembrane transport. Gene Ontology annotation, molecular function: transmembrane transporter activity. The transcript is spliced from 12 exons. The record is from RefSeq and is a predicted model, not a curated record. Bases 16 to 1980 code for a protein of 654 amino acids. NCBI's taxonomy places the organism in Eukaryota, Metazoa, Mollusca, Gastropoda, Architaenioglossa, Ampullariidae.
GUGUGCAAAUACAUAAUGUGCAUUAAGGUUCCCCGUCCACCCACACAUUCAGGCAUGCACACCUAUCCCCUACAUGUUUUGACAGUUUUUGCAGUGCUGUGUUGUCCGGCUGUUAUCGCGUAUCGCCCUCGGCGUCGCCAGGUGCACGCUCGACACCGCUCGCACAGCCGCCACGAACACACACCCACUCGCUCAGCCACGCAGAAAAGAAAAGCAAGGCCGGCCAGUAGUCUCGACGUGCUCAUUGCACAGCUGGGGAGGCGGAACAGGUUCCAGUUCCUGAUGCUGGCGAUGUUGGCGACCAACUACAUUCCCUUAGUGUUCAACCAUGUCAUCAUGGCCUUCUAUGGCACCUCCCCCACUCACCUUUGUCACAUCACGUCUGCUGCUGCACCAGACAACGACACAAUGCAGGGUCACAACGACAGCAGAAACAUCACAUACAACAAUAUGACGGUGCUGGCGGAAACGCCGGUUGGCACGUGCAGCUCGCGCCUCUUUCUGGCGUCAGGCGACAACGUCACAGUCACGUGUCAACAUGGGCGAGACAGGUGGGAGUACAUGGCCAUGUACGGAGAACACACCAUAGUGUCAGAGUGGGAUCUGGUUUGUGAGCGAAAGUCCCUCGGGAGCUUGGCCACCACUAUCUACUUCUGCGGCGUCAUGCUGGGCGGCAUCCUUUUUGGUCACGUGGCUGACCACGUGGGCAGAUUGCCCGUGAUGCUGGGCACGCUGUACACCUCAGUGGCUGUGGGGGUGGGGCUGGCCUUUGUACCCACCUACCCAAUCUUCGCCGUCCUCCGAUUCGUGCAGGGAGUGCUGAUGCAGGGCCUGCAGACGUCCACCUACAUUGCUGCCAUGGAGAUGUUUGUUCCACGCCAGCGGCCAGCUGUGGGGGCGACCAUGGAAUGCACUUGGGGCGCCGCUGUCAUGGUGCUGCCCGGUCUGGCCCGCCUGCUGCGCAACUGGCGCCACCUUCAGCUGGUCAUCAGCGUGCCCAGCGCCCUCGUCGUCUUCUACAUCUGUGUAUCUUUGACUGACGAGGACUGUGGAUCUUCCUACAGCGUGCUGCCGGAGUCCUGCACUGGCUGGUCCUCAAUGGCCGCCUCGACAAGGCCGAAGCGCUGGCCCGGCAUGUGGCCAAGGUCAACAAGAUCCCUUCCCCAAAGACGUCUGGCAGUUGGUGGAGAGGGAGGCUGCCACAGCAGCGGCAUCCCCCGAAGCAGGUACAACAUUUGGCACCUGGUGCGCACACCUCACCUACGUCGGCGUUCACUCGUCCUCUUCUACCUUUGGCUGUCCAUCUCGACAGGUUACUAUGGCCUGACAUUUCAAGUCACAUCGCUGCCUGGCAACAUGUACCUGAAUUUCUUCAUCGGAGGACUAGUGGAGUUCAUAGCUUAUGCUGCCUCUGUGUUAAUCAUGAACAGAUUCGGACGAAAGCGUCCCCUGUUGGUCUAUUUUUUCUCAGCUGCUGCGUGCUGCAUCAGUGCCUCUGCCAUUCCACGCAGGACAACAAGUAGUGGUGUCAAACUAGAGGAUGUGUCUACUGCCCUUGCUAUCACUGGUCGCUUCUUUACCGCUGGCCUCUUCUCUGUCAUCUUCGUGUACACAACUGAGUUGUACCCAACAGUCAUAAGAAACAUCGGAAUGGGAACAUGUACAUUCUGGGCACGCCUUGGCGGAGUCAUUGCCCCCCAGAUUAACCAGCUGGGGACUGGGUCAGAGGUCAAGGUGCCUGUCAUGUUCUUUGGCUGCAUGGUGCUUGUUGGUGGUGGACUGCUCCUUCUCCUACCUGACACUCACAAUCAACAGCUUCCAGACACUGUCCAGGAUGUUGAGAACAGCCACUACAAUGAAACCUUGCACAAACAGACCAGCAGUUCCAGAUUCAACGAACCAAGCACGAGCUCAGAACCACAGGAGAGUGACAUGGACACACAUUCCAUUCAGCAAGAGAAUAUUACAACAAAACUGUAAUGCAUUUUCCAUUGACAUAAGGUGUUUAUAUUUUUCAACUCCUUGUGAUAUGGUAUGGUCCAGGAAAUGAAGAAGGACACACAUUAUAAUCA